This is a messenger RNA of Lachnellula hyalina, 2256 nucleotides long. RefSeq lists its product as uncharacterized. Lineage: Eukaryota; Fungi; Ascomycota; Leotiomycetes; Helotiales; Lachnaceae. The coding region runs from base 1 to 2256 and encodes 751 amino acids. The transcript has 2 exons. The record is from RefSeq and is a predicted model, not a curated record.
AUGGUUUCACUCGCAUCACAUACCUACAAUAUGUUAAAUAAUAUUAGCGAUAGAGAAGAGGCCGAUUUCCCACUCUAUCCUGAUCCACAGAACAUGUUCUCGCCAGCUUUUCCGUUCAUGCAAAACAUACAGAUGGAGAACAGCUAUCCAAGGAACUUCGAGGGAUUUCCUGCUAGCUCGCCGUUCAAUUCGACAACAAUGUAUGCAACCGAAGCGCCCCAAUACCUAGAGUCUCCAGAGUUGAGAGGAGCGCCAUCAAAUUACUCCACCGCCUCAGGAGCAUCUGCUGCUUCCUCGGCAGUGGGCUCACCACACUCGGUCAACGGUCACAAUGUCCCAAUCCCAGAAUGGGCACCACAGGGUCUGGGUUUAAACCCAUCGAUAGUCGGAUACGAUAGUUACCCCUCAGGCAACGAGUACUCCUUCACACCUUCAGGUAUGGAAGAAUUCGAUUUGAAUUUCAAUUCAGCCAAGCCAAAUGGCUUUGUUGGUGAGUGUCAAAAAGUCUCUAGAUCUCGUCAGCACGGUUCGAUCUCAUCACAUUGCGAGUCUCUUUCUUCAUUGUCUACUUUUGUCCCUUCUCCAAGUACCUUGAGUUCGCCCUUCGACGACCAGAAGAGUGUGCCUUUCAAUUCAGGGUCAAUGGCUUCACCAGGUACACCCGCCAGCGCGACAAAGGAACCUAGAGAUGACUGGUUCAAAUCUCCUAAUUCGGCGCUUUCAAAUUCCCCUACCUUUUCGUGGCGACCUUCUCAAGCUCUCAGCCCAUCACGCUUCGCCUCAACGAGUUCCGCCGGCCGGCCUCAAGAUUUGCGAUCCCCCGUUUCUGCUGUCUCGCAAUCAUCGAAUCAGUCAUUUGCCGCAUAUCAUCCAUCUCCUUUCUUUUCUCAGUCUAGCGGCAAUUUUGUGCCUCCUCUUGAAUCAUCCUAUCCUUCCAUCCUGCACCCUCAAUAUAUUGGACGGCCACCUUCCACGGCUCAAUCCAAUGAUGCCUAUCAGCCACCUGCUUAUCCCGGUUCGCCUUCCCUGUCGCAAAUGUCAAGGAGCCCUCGGCCUGUCAGACAGGGCAGCUCAUCUCCAUAUUUAAACACACAAUAUGGAUAUCCCUACCCACCACCAAGAAGACCAUCAUUGGCAUCACACCAGUCUUAUAGUAGUCAAGAUGGCUACAGCGGUGAAGAUGCAAAGGAGAAAGGACGUUGCACAUACCCAGAGUGCGGAAAAGUAUUCAAGGACUUGAAGGCGCAUAUGUUGACGCACCAAACCGAACGUCCUGAAAAGUGCCCCAUCCAGACUUGCGACUACCACAUCAAAGGCUUUGCACGAAAGUACGACAAAAAUCGACACACUUUGACCCAUUACAAAGGGACAAUGGUGUGCGGCUUCUGCCCGGGUUCUGGAUCAAACGCCGAAAAGUCAUUCAAUCGCGCUGAUGUUUUCAAGAGACACUUGACCUCAGUCCACGCGGUUGAGCAGACUCCUCCCAAUUCCCGGAAGAAGACUUCUAGCAACAUCAACAACGGGAAAGCGCUUUCAGGAUACGCACCCGAUGCCACUGGCAAGUGUUCAACCUGCUCGGCUACUUUUAGCAAUGCUCAAGACUUCUAUGAGCAUCUGGACGACUGUGUGCUCCGAAUUGUCCAACAGGAAGAGCCGUCCGAGGCGAUCAAUGCCGCGCGUCUCGCAGAGGUGGAGCAGGAUCAGGCUGUGCAUGAUACUCUGCGCAGCAAUCAACUGCCAACUACCACCCAAAACAUGUACUCAGCAGAUGAGGAUGAAGAUGAGGAUGAGUUUGACGACGAGAACGAUGAUGAUUUUACCCUCCGAUCAAAGGGAUCACGAAAAGACCGUGGGAGCAGGAAUCCUGCCCAUGGCGUGCAAAAGUCACGCGGACUCACGCACUCCAAGGGAGGCGUGACGUUGAAGUCCAAGGGUCGCAAGAAGCGCAAGGACUACCCUUCAUCCUGGGGCUGCCCUUCUGCACAGAUGAAGCUGAAGAAGCGCGUUUUGUGCGUGUUUGACGGGCCGCGUCGUCUCUGGAAAGAUGACAUGAUGCUCGACACGAACUAUGAGGUCCGUAUGAAGCUCAACGACGAUAAGGCUUAUGUCACAGACCUGGAUGUUCAGACGAUGCGCCGAGCAAAUGCCUUCCAUAACUCUACCGAGGAGGAGAAGGGUCCCUGGAUCGCUGAUGACCUUACUGGUAUUAACCGUAUGGAUUUGGAGAAGCUGAUGGAGCUUAAGCAGGAGCAAUAA